Molecule: messenger RNA, 1058 nt
Organism: Gastrolobium bilobum
Lineage: Eukaryota; Viridiplantae; Streptophyta; Magnoliopsida; Fabales; Fabaceae
Product: ras-related protein RABD2a
Exons: 8
Coding region: 174-785 (203 amino acids)
Molecular function (GO): GTP binding; GTPase activity
Source: RefSeq, a predicted model, not a curated record
AAAGAGACAAGUUCCCUGCUUCUUCUCUUCUCCUUAAACUUUUUCUCAUUUUGGUGUCGUCGUUUUUUUUCCCAUUCUCCAAUCCCACGUGGAGCACCGGAUCUCACCCUUUUCCGGCGAUAACCCACACCCUUUUCCGGCGACUUCACUCUCCCCCCCUUUCAUUCCUCGAUAUGAAUCCCGAGUAUGACUAUCUGUUCAAGCUCCUUCUUAUUGGAGACUCUGGUGUUGGUAAAUCAUGCCUUCUUCUGAGAUUUGCUGAUGAUUCAUACAUUGAGAGCUACAUAAGCACCAUCGGAGUUGAUUUUAAAAUACGCACCGUUGAGCAGGAUGGGAAGACAAUAAAACUACAGAUUUGGGAUACUGCUGGACAAGAACGGUUUAGGACAAUAACCAGCAGCUACUAUCGUGGGGCACAUGGAAUCAUUAUUGUCUAUGAUGUGACAGACGAAGAGAGCUUCAAUAAUGUGAAGCAAUGGCUCAGUGAAAUUGACCGCUAUGCCAGUGAUAACGUUAACAAGCUUUUGGUUGGAAACAAGAGUGAUCUGACAGCAAAUAGAGUUGUCUCAUAUGAUACAGCUAAAGAAUUCGCAGAUCAAAUUGGCAUACCUUUUAUGGAAACAAGUGCAAAAGAUUCUACAAAUGUGGAACAGGCAUUUAUGGCCAUGGCUGCUGCCAUCAAGGAUAGAAUGGCAAGCCAACCAGCCGCAAAUAAUGCAAGGCCUCCAACAGUGCAGAUCAAAGGACAACCAGUUGGGCAGAAAAGUGGGUGUUGUUCUUCCUAACCUGAUGUUAUUCAGAUCCAUUUCACUUGGUCUUCUACUUGCUGAUUGCAUGUAAAAUUUGUUAUUUCACUAGAUAGUGGACCAAUGUCACUUGGUUUGGGAAUUGGCCUAGAUGAUCCCAUUCUUUACAUAUACUUAAAUGGUAUGCUUGUGCUAAAUAGUACUUUUAAUGAUAAAAUCUCUUUUUAUGUUCAUAUAUGUUUUUAUCAAGAUGAUACUAGUAGUUUUCUUUUACUCGAGUGCUUUGAAACGUAUGCCAUCUUGGAACUGUAU